Messenger RNA from Saimiri boliviensis boliviensis (Bolivian squirrel monkey), 4433 nucleotides. Lineage: Eukaryota; Metazoa; Chordata; Mammalia; Primates; Cebidae. The record is from RefSeq and is a predicted model, not a curated record.
AGGCAGGGCUGCUGAUUUGCUCUGGAAAGGCUGUGGCUGUCCCCAUUGGCCCUGGGAGGUCCUUGGCAGCUCCCACCUCUGUCUAUGUGACUCUGGGCUAUGACCCCCGCUACUGCCCCAGCUAAGCAGCAAGAGAGCUUGCUGAAGUCCAGAAGACUGUGGGACCAUGAGGGCAGCUCUCUGGAUCCUGGGACUUGGGCCCUGUCUUCUUAAUAUCUGGGCAGUCCCCAUUGGUGGACCAGGUGCUCUGAGGCUGGCGUACAGACCCAGCGCAUGCGACGGAGUGGUGCUGGUCCGACACCAUGGGACGUGGGGACACGUGUGCAACCAGGACUGGACGCUGGCAGAGGCCUCUGUGGUGUGCAGGCAGCUGGGCUGCGGCCCUGCCGUGGGCGCCCCCAAGUACGUCCCGCUGCCUGGAGAGAUGGCCCUGCCCUGGCUCCACAACGUGUCCUGCCAGGGCAAUGAGCCCUCUCUCUGGGAGUGCAGCCUUGGCGCGUGGAGCCAGAGCCCAUGCCCCCACGCAUGGGUGGUGGUCGCUCUGUGCUCCAACGGCACUUUUCGGGAGCUUCGGCUGGUGCAGGGCCAGAGUCCCUGCACAGGAUUUCCCGAGAUCAGAAACGUGAAUGGGGUGGACCGCCUCUGUGGCCUGCAUGUGGAGGAGGCCAUGGUGUUCUGCCGGGAGCUGGGGUGCGGCCCUGUGCUCCAGGCCCCCCGCCGGGAUGUGGGCGUUGUCAGCAAGUACCUGGCCUGCAAGGGCACCGAGUCCACUGUCCGCAACUGCAGAAUGGACAACAAGCUUCGCAGUGGCUGCGACCCGCGGCUGGACGCAGAGGUGGUCUGCUCAGGACACACCAAGGCCCGGCUGGUGGGCGGCGAGCACCCCUGCGCUGGGUGCCUGGAGGUGCGGCGGGGCCUGACCUGGGGCACCAUCUGCGACGCGGACCUGGACCCGGCCACGGCCCACGUGGUGUGCCGGGAGCUGCAGUGCGGGGUGGCCGUGUCCACACCUGGGGGCGCCCGCUUCGGCCGGGGCUCGGGGCCGGUGUGGACAAAGGCCUUCCACUGUGCGGGCAACGAGUCACUGCUGUUCUACUGCCCACGGGGGCACGGGAGCCAGUGUGGGCCCGGCCACGAUGCGGGGCUCCGGUGCUCAGAGUUCAGGCUGGUCAACGGCAGCAGCAGCUGUGAGGGCCGCGUGGAGCUCCAGGUGCAGGGGUCCUGGGCGCCCCUCUGUGCCACCCACUGGGACAUAGCAGACGCCACCGUCCUCUGCCACCAGCUCAACUGUGGCAACGCGGUGGCCGCACCUCGAGGAGGCCAUUUUGGGGGCGGGGACGCUGCCCUCUGGCCUGACGCGUUUCACUGUGAGGGGACAGAGCCCUACUUGUGGAAUUGCCCAGUAAGCACCCUGGGGGCCCCAGCCUGUGCCCCGGGAAACUCGGCCUCCGCAGUGUGCUCAGGUCUCCCCCACGCCCUGCGGCUGCGGGAAGGACAGAGCCGCUGUGACGGCCGCGUGGAGGUCUCCCUGGACGGCGUGUGGGGCCGCGUCCUGGACGACGCCUGGGACGUGCGCGGCGCGGGCGUGGUGUGCCGGCAGCUGGGGUGCGGAGAGGCCCAGCGAGCCUACGACGCGCCCGCCCCCGGCCGCGGGUCCGUCCAGGUGGCGCUGAGCCGCGCGCGCUGUCUGGGCACCGAGACCCGCCUGACCCGGUGCAACGUGUCCGCGACGCUGCGGGAGCCCGCGGGGACCUCGCGGGACGCCGGCGUGGUGUGCUCGGGGAGCCUCGGGGUGCGGCUGGCCGCGGGGCCGGGGCGCUGUGCGGGGCGCGUGGAGGUGCUGCGCGGGGGCGCGUGGGGCACCGUGUGUGACGACGCCUGGGACCUGCGGGACGCGCACGUGGUCUGCAGGCAGCUGGGCUGCGGCCGCGCCCUGAGCGCCCCGGGGGCCGCGCACUUCGGAGCCGGGGCGGGGCGCAUCUGGCUGGACGAGCUGCGCUGCCAGGGCCACGAGUCUGCGCUGUGGCGGUGCCCGUCGGCGGGCUGGGGCCAGCACGACUGCGGGCACAAGGAGGACGCCGGCGCCUUCUGCUCAGAAUCAGUGGCUCUGAGGCUUCGAGGUGGGACCUGCUGCUGUGCUGGGUGGCUGGACGUGUUCCACAACGGGACCUGGGGUGCCGUGUGCAGCGACGCCCUGAAGGACUUCUCCUUGUCCGCCAUCUGCAAGCAGCUGGGGUGUGGGGAGCGGGGCUGGCUGGAGAACAAGCCCUUCCCCUCCGCUGGUGCCAGCACGGGCACCGCCUGGGUGGACAAUAUCGAGUGCCGCAGGCUGCCCAGCUCCACUCUGUGGCAGUGCCCUUCCUGCCCAUGGCACCCACGCUCCUGUGACCUUCGAGAGCAGGUCUGGAUCACCUGUGCAGGGUUGUCAGAGGACGGGCCACAGGCUGCUGGCGAGACCCUCAGCUGCUCCUCCUCGCUCAGCUGCCCAGAGGAGGGCGCAGUGCGCUUGCGCGGGGGCCAGGCCCGCUGCUCCGGGCGCGUGGAGCUCUGGCACGCGGGCUCAUGGGGCACCGUGUGCGACGACGCCUGGGACCUGGCGGACGCGGAGGUGGUGUGCCGCCAGCUGGGCUGUGGUCCCGCCGUCGCCGCCCUGGCGGCCGCCGCCUUUGGCCCUGGCUCCGGGCCGGUGUGGCUGGACGAGGUGGGGUGCCGGGGCAGCGAGGGGUCCCUGCGGGGCUGCGCCGCGGAGCGGUGGGGACGCGGAGACUGCGCGCACAAGGAGGAUGCGGGCGUGCACUGCUUGGAGCCAGGCCCCGGUUCCCCACCGCCUGGAGCACCAUUCUGGACACUCAGGGCUGUCAGUGUCAUCCUGGGAGCCCUUCUUGGUUCUCUCCUUCUGGGCCUCUUGGCCUUUCUGAUUCUACCUCGAGUCGCACAAGUCAUGCAGAGGGCUCUGAGAAGAUCCGAGGUAUCUCCUGGAGAAGCCAUCUAUGAUGUCAUUGGGGAAAUGCCACUAGCAGGACUGUAUGAGGAAAUUGUGGAGGCUGAGGCCACGCCCCAAGGUGAGGAGGGUGGGGGUGUGGUAAAGGUGGAUGCAGAAGCCACAGUUUCAGGGGAGGCAUCUAACCUCCUGGAGGGACAGUCUACAUGUGAGGAGGGAGGAGGCCACAGACCUCUUUCUCAGGGAUAUGACGAGGUUGUCUUUCCACUGGAGGACAUGACACCGUGAAGCACCCUGAGGAUGAGACACACCAGCUGGUCGUCAAAAUCACAUUUCUUCAUUUUCUUCUGCAAUUGUAGUGGAUUUCUCAAAAACAUCAUGGAUGCCUUUCUCUUGCUGUGUCCCGCACAUCCAUAUGUAAUCCCAUCCUUCCAGGCCCUGCCUGGCUCUAGACCUCUGUCCCCUUCGAGGGUCAUCUGCUAUGGACAGUCGUGCUGUGUAACCUUCAGAUUUCCCACGCAUUACAGAAAAUGCAAAUGUGUAUAGAAAUCAGUGGUUGUGUUCGUGGUUUAGAGCCACGGGGUGCCGUCUCCGUCUUCUGCUCCACAGCUUGUUCUUGCUACCCAGAAGUGCACUGGAGAGCUCCCAUGCCAGAACCUUCCUCUUUCUUCUUAAAAACUCUUCUUAAUCGAAUCCAAAGUAUCUUUUAGAUGUUCUGCUUGUAUACUCAUGCCAUUGGUGGAUAUUCAGAUUUGUCCUCGACUUCCAUUCUGUGUCCCUUGAAUCUCUCUGCGCCUUAUUUCGUGGGCUGUGACCCUUCAGUCCAGCGUUGAACAGAGGUGGCCAGUGGAGGCCUUGUCUCAUUCAUGGACUCAAAGCAAACGUGCUCCAUGUUUCAUUUCACUAUUAAAUAUAAUAUUUGAUGCUUGGCUUUGUAGAUGCUAUUUAUCAGAUCAAGGAAAACCCAGUCUAUCGCUAGUUUGUUAAGGGUUUUACUUUUUAUCGUAAGUGUUGACUUUUAUCAAAUUCUUUUUUGUAUCUAUUAAGAUGAUAUAUGAUUGAUUUUUAUAUGUUAAAUUAACCUUGGGUUAAACAAAUCUAACUUUAUCAUGAUAUAUUAUUCUUUUUAUAUUUCACAGGAAUUAGUCUGGUAAUAUGUUGUGCCAAUGUUUAAAAAAGAAAUUGAUGUGUAUUUUUUUUCUUUUGUUGUAAUAUUUCUGUUUAAGUUUUGGUAUGAAGAUUAUUCAGGUCUCAUAAGAGUUAAAACAUAUUCUCUUUUAAAAAUUUUUUGCUAAUUUGCACUCCCACAACAGUGUAAACGCGUUCCUGUUUCUCCACAUCCUCACCAGCAUCUGUUGUUUCCUGACUUUGGAAUGAUCACCAUUCUAAUUGGCGUGAGAUGGUAUCUCAUUGUGGUUUUGAUUUUCAUUUCUGUAGUGACCAGUGACGAGCUUUUUUUCACGUUUUUUGGCCAUGUAUGUGUCUUCUUUUG